AUGACGAGGCGCAAUACCGGCGCCUGCCUGGCGCCACUCUUGCUGCUGGCCACGCUGGGAGGCGCCUCUGUGCCCACUGGCCUGGACAUGAAGCUGCUCAGGGAGGUGACGUCGAAUCCGAUGAACAACCAUGUGAUCUCGCCGUUCCUGAUGUCGCUGCUGAUGUCGCAGGUCUGGCUGGGCGCCGAAGGCACAACCAGAGCCGAGAUGACGCCUGUGCUGGGAAUGUCCGGUCCAAACGACAGAUCCUUCCUCGACGGCUACCGCUCGGCCUUGGCCGUCUUGUCUGGAACCAGUGACGGCGUCAGGGCGUCAGUGUUCAGCAGGAUCUAUCGCAAGCGCAGCUUCAGCGUGCGCCGCACCUUCAGCGAUUUAUUGGCGCGUUACUACGGAGCCGGAGUGGAGGUGCUGCCCAGCAACGCCUUGAAGGCUGCUCAGGUCAUCAACAACCAGGUGUCGGUGGCAACGCGCGGACACAUCAAGGACCUGGUGUCAAGUGCCGACGUCAGGAAUGCUCAACUGGUGCUUUUAAGCGCCGUGUAUUUCAAGGGCACUUGGCUUUAUGGCUUCAAGAAGCACGGGCAGAAGCCGUUCUUGACGUCGGAUGGUGAUCGGCGGGUAGACAUGAUGAUGGUGGAGGCAGAGUUUGGUACUGCCGCCCGACCACACUUUGAUGUCGUUGCGUUACCGUACCAAAACCAAGAUUACAGCUUGCUGGUGCUGCGCCCGCGCAGUCGCUCCAUGGCUGGCGUGACCCUGAUGCGGAAGUCUCUCGACGGCCUGAACGUGACCCGGCUACACAGUCAGCUACGUCAGCGAACCGUGCGUGUGGUGAUGCCGUCGUUCAAGAUCGAGGGUCUCUAUGUGAUGCCCUUCUACAUGAGAAGCCUGGGCAUCAAGCGGAUUUUCCAACGGGGGGCAAACUUCAACGGCAUAUCGUCGGACAAGACCUUUGUCAGCAACAUCAUCCAUAAGGCGGUGAUGGAGCCGUGUGGGUGA
Molecule: messenger RNA, 999 nt
Organism: Pollicipes pollicipes
Lineage: Eukaryota; Metazoa; Arthropoda; Thecostraca; Pollicipedomorpha; Pollicipedidae
Product: serpin B8-like
Exons: 4
Coding region: 1-999 (332 amino acids)
Molecular function (GO): serine-type endopeptidase inhibitor activity
Source: RefSeq, a predicted model, not a curated record